Humulus lupulus (European hop) is the source of this 1397-nucleotide messenger RNA. Its product is annotated as protein SRG1-like. The record is from RefSeq and is a predicted model, not a curated record. Lineage: Eukaryota; Viridiplantae; Streptophyta; Magnoliopsida; Rosales; Cannabaceae. Bases 93 to 1217 code for a protein of 374 amino acids. The transcript is spliced from 4 exons.
CACCUUCUAUUUCUUUCUUCUAUAUAUUCUGAGAGAAGUAGUAAUAAAAUCAGGUUUAUAUAGACACAACACAGACUAAUAUAUAUAUAUAUAUGGAAGGAAUAUCAGAGAUAAAGCUGGGAAGCUCACUUCCAGUACCUCUGGUUCAGGAGCUAGCCAAAGAGAUUAUCAACACAGUCCCACAGAGAUACCAACGUCCUGAUCAAGACCCUCCUUUCAACACCAUUAAUAACACUUCUUCUUCUUCUUCUUCUUCUUCUUCACAACUACUCAUCCCAGUCAUCCACUUCAACAACUUUCUUUCUUCAGACAAGUUCCUCAUGGAAUCAGAACUCCAAAAGCUUCACUUAGCUUCCAAAGACUGGGGUUUUUUCCAGUUGGUGGAUCAUGGGGUGAGCCCUUUAUUGGUGGAGGAUGUUAAAUCAAGAAUUAAAGAAUUUUUUGAUAUGCCAAUGGAAGAGAAGAACAAGUUUAGGCAACAAAGUGGGAAGUUGCAGGGAUUAGGGCAAGCUUUUGUGGUGUCUGAAGAGCAAAAGCUUGAUUGGGUAGACAUGUUCUUUGUGGUCACACAGCCAAAGCACUUGAGAAAACCUCACUUGUUACCCAACUUACCUCUCCUUUUCAGAGAAACCCUUGAAGCUUACUCAACAGAACUAGAGAAAGUUGCCAAGAAAUUGCUUGACUUCAUGGGAAAAGCUCUAGGAAUGGAGCCUAAUGAAAUGAACAAGUUACUUGGAGAAGGAUGGCAAUCUAUGAGGAUGAACUACUAUCCGCCAUGUCCCCAACCAGAGCUUGUGAUCGGCUUGAACCCUCACUCGGACCCCGUAGCCCUCACCAUUCUUCUUCAAAUCAAUGAAAUGGAAGGUCUUCAAAUAAAAAAAGAUGGGAUUUGGAUCCCUGUCAAACCACUUCCUAAUGCUUUUAUUGUCAACAUUGGAGACAUGAUAGAGAUUAUAUCGAAUGGAAUUUAUCGUAGUAUCGAACAUCGUGCAACGGUUAACGAAGAAAAAGAGAGGCUUUCCAUAGCCACAUUCUAUGGUCCAAGCUUGCAUGGUGACCUAGGUCCAACACCAAGCCUUGUAACACCAAAGACACCAGCACAAUUUAAGAGAAUUCAUGUUACAGAUUACUUUAGGGGUGUUUUUGCACGUGAACUUCGAGGUAAAUCCUAUAUUGAUGUGAUGAGGAUUGAUCCCAAAGAAGAAGGGUCAGCAUGAUCUUGUCUAAAAUACCAAAAUCUUAUCUAAGAAGUAGUUGAAUAAGAGUGUUUUGGGUUUUGUUAUAUGUAAUGUUGUUAUAUUAUCUUGCUUUCUGUUUACAUUUUGGUUUGUUGUCAAAACAAUGGCUCCAAUAAUAUAUAUUUCAAAAACUUUUAUAUACCAAAUUUCAUGUUUUCC